Molecule: messenger RNA, 216 nt
Organism: Protopolystoma xenopodis
Lineage: Eukaryota; Metazoa; Platyhelminthes; Monogenea; Polystomatidea; Polystomatidae
Source: the annotation of a GenBank genome assembly
AUGGGGGUAAAGCGCAUUUACUCUGAGUUGCCAGAAAUUCAGAUUGACCUUCCCACGGCUUAUGUGACACUUGAACGCUUUCUUGUUCAAUCUCUCGAACUGGGAUAUGUUCCCAAGAAGCUUGCUGGCGAAAUGCCGACUAAGUCCCGCAGACGUUUUGUUUCCGAGGGAGACGCUCUUCAUCGUACGGCUGUCAAUUUAGAUCAUGAAACAUAG